AUGUCGGAGCCCAGGGACCGGUUAAACAGGCCUGAAGACAUUUCGGUGAGGUUCAGUCGUCGAAGGAGGUCAAUCGGUAGUGGCAUCGGAAUCUUAGCUGAUGAACCAGAGAUAGGGUUGGGAACUCCGUUCCGGUGGGGUGAUACGGCGAUGAUGGGGACACGUAGACCGAUUGGAGUGGCAGCUACGCGAGCAAGAGGUGGUGGUGGUGUUGGGAGGGGUAGUUUGGGAACACCAAGAAUUGCAGGAAAUGGGCGUGGCCGGAAUAUUUACAGGUCGCCGGUGGCGGUAGUGGGUCAACAAAACAUGCCGCCGGGGGGACGUGGCGGGCUAGUUAUUGGUCGCGGCCGAGGACGAGGGAGGAGUGGCAGUGUGUUACCUUCUUGGUACCCGAGAACUCCUCUUCGUGACAUCACCGCUAUUGUGCGGGAGCAUUUCUCUGCAACUCUGGUAGUCUGGUUCUUCUUCAUAGGAAGAGUGGCCAUAGAAAGAACAAGAGCUCGCUUGAGAGAAAUGGAAGGCCAACAAAUUGAGAGUCCUAUACCCCAGGACCAGGCUGUUCUUUAUCCAUCUGUAACUAUAUCAGGUGCUCCACUUGAGCACGAUUUUUCUAUGAUUUCCCCAAAUCCAACAAUUGGAAUCAGGCAUUGUACACCAUCUGUUGGUAGAGUGCCCAAGAUAUUGCUUGAUGUCACCAAUCAGAAUGCAGGAGAAUCAGAUUUUCUCACACCCCAGAAGAAAUUGCUGAAUUCAAUCGACACAGUUGAGAAAGUUGUGAUGGAGGAGCUGCGUAAAUUGAAGAGGACUCCCACUGCUAAGAAGGCAGAGAGGGAAAAAAGAGUCCGCACUUUGAUGUCAAUGCGCUAAUCAACGUAUAUUUUGUUCUGAUUUCUUCAUCAACCAUGGUUGAUAGCAUAGAGAUUAAGGAUUUUGGAUGAAAGGAGAAUGGACCGACCUGCGUUGUAAGAUUGAUCAUCUUCUGAUGAUCUGUUGGGCUCUCGUUUGUUUCGAAAGAUAGUGCCAUUUUUCUAUUUCUACAUCUUCUUCACAUGUUAACUUCUACCCGAAGAUCUUACCUGAGGAUCACUAGGCGAUUUUGCUCAUAAUGUCAUCUGCUGAAGGUUUUGAUGUAGGAUUAGUAGAUACUUUUGUUUCCAGUUCCUUUCAUUUACCCAAGUUCUUGAUGUAGGAUUAUAGUGUGGCAUUGAACUGAUGUACAUAAAUGGCCAGAUUGCACUCUUUGUUUCAUUACUUGAUGAGGUCUUUUGCCCUUGUAACUGUUGUUCUUAAUAUGAUAAGGCAGUAGUCAUUCUAUCUUAAUAUGAUAACUCUGGG
Molecule: messenger RNA, 1335 nt
Organism: Ilex paraguariensis (yerba mate)
Lineage: Eukaryota; Viridiplantae; Streptophyta; Magnoliopsida; Aquifoliales; Aquifoliaceae
Source: the annotation of a GenBank genome assembly